UGAAAAACCAAUGAAGGUGGAGGUAUGUUAAAGGAGGAGAGACAGAUCUGUCCUUUCUACUUAAAAAAUCGUUGUGUCUAUGGUGACAGAUGCAUAAAUCUUCAUUGUCAACCGGAUGACAGGUUGCCGGUUCAAAGUCAAAAGUCUCCUCCACCAUGUAAAUUUUAUCUUCGAGGCUAUUGUCAUAAUGGUGACAGUUGCAAAUUUUCGCAUAGUGGAAACGUAUCUUCACGCUACAUCUACCAACGAAGUACAAACCAAUUCCCUGAUACGAAUUACUCUGGUAACAGUUCCUCACAAAAUCGAUCAUCGGAUUCUCAAAGAAAUCAAAUAUUCACUAAUAAUAAGGCGGUCAAUGAACAACGUACAACUGAUUCAUUGUCGUCGCUGUCUAGCAACAGAAGUAAUCCUGUCAGUAAAGGAUUUUCAUUCCGUCAAACUGUUGAAGCAAUGAAGCAGGCAGAGCAGCAGGCAGAGGAGGAGAAAAUACCCGCCUACAUUGAAUUAGGUUAUGAAGCUUGUGAAGUUUAUAGUGAUUUGGAUCAACUCAAUGCAGAUGAGAUAGCGACAUAUAGUUCUGAUAAAGCCUUUUUCAAUAACCCGCUUCCAUUAUAUGCUCCACCAGAAAGUUUAUGUUCAUUUUCAUAAAAUCAUGAAUAGAAUAUAAACGUUUUUACUCUUAUUUUGUAUUUGACAAUAAUAUAAAAGGCCAC
This is a messenger RNA of Trichobilharzia szidati, 713 nucleotides long. Lineage: Eukaryota; Metazoa; Platyhelminthes; Trematoda; Strigeidida; Schistosomatidae. The record is from the annotation of a GenBank genome assembly.